AUGACGCUGAACCCCCCUGCCUCCACCGACUGGGUUGUCGACACUGGUGCCUCUACCCACAUGACUCCGGAUCCCGUACGCCAGUUCACAACAGAUAACCACUGCUCCAUUGAGUUUGACCCCUCUGGCCUUUCUUUGAAGGAUCUUCGUUCCAGGAACGUGAUCGCCAGCCGCUUCGCCACCUACUUGCUUACGCUUGGAUUUACUAAGGCUAAGUCUGACACUUCGUUGUUUAUCUACCGGCGUGGGACAGACACAGUUUACCUGCUUCUGUAUGUUGAUGAUAUCGUCUUGACUGCUUCCAGUCCAGCACUGCUUCGCAGCACUAUCUCAGCUCUGCAACGGGAGUUCUCUAUGAAAGAUCUCGGCGCCCUGCAUCACUUCUUGGGCAUUGCUGUUCAUCGGCGUCCCGACGGUCUUUUCCUCUCCCAGCAGCAGUAUAUCUUGGAUGUUUUGGAGCGUGCUGGUAUGACAGACUGCAAGCCAUGCAGCACACCUGUGGACACUCAUGCCAAAUUGUCUGCCACUGCAGGAGACCUCGUCAGUGAUGCGACUCACUACCGCAGCCUCACCGGUGCUCUGCAGUAUCUCACCUUCACUCGCCCGGACAUAUCAUAUGCCGUCCAGCAGGUCUGUCUACACAUGCAUGCCCCUCGGGAUCCUCAUCUCUCGGCUGUCAAGCGAAUAUUGCGGUAUCUUCGGGGCACGAUGCACUAUGGCCUUCUUUUACGUCCGUCUUCCCCCUCUGAGCUUGUGGUCUACACGGACGCUGAUUGGGCUGGGUGUCCGGACACUCGCAAGUCAACUUCUGGAUAUGCUGUUUUCUUGGGUGGCAACUUGAUCUCCUGGUCGUCCAAACGCCAGACGACCGUCUCCCGCUCUAGUGCAGAGGCUGAGUAUAGGGCUGUCGCCAAUGGAGUUGCUGAGACCACCUGGCUUCGACAGCUUCUUCAGGAGCUCCACAAUCCGCUUUCCAAGUCGACUCUGGUUUAUUGCGACAAUGUCAGUGCAGUUUACCUCUCUACCAACCCUGUUCAGCAUCAGCGCACGAAACAUGUGGAGAUUGACCUUCACUUCGUACGGGAACGGGUUGCUGUUGGUGACAUUCGGGUUCUUCAUGUGCCGACAUCGUCUCAGUUUGCUGAUAUCUUCACCAAGGGUCUCCCCACCUCGAUAGCCUACAGUUGA
Molecule: messenger RNA, 1188 nt
Organism: Panicum hallii
Lineage: Eukaryota; Viridiplantae; Streptophyta; Magnoliopsida; Poales; Poaceae
Exons: 4
Coding region: 1-1188 (395 amino acids)
Source: RefSeq, a predicted model, not a curated record